Molecule: messenger RNA, 1220 nt
Organism: Prorocentrum cordatum
Lineage: Eukaryota; Dinophyceae; Prorocentrales; Prorocentraceae
Source: the annotation of a GenBank genome assembly
AGCUAUGUUGGCUCAAGUCUCAAGCUUCAAAAUGCGUCAAGCCGCUGCUGCCAGCCACAGUUUAGUGCUUAGUCCUUAGAGCGAGAUGCACCAUGCAUCCAUCGGAUAAACGCCUACUCCGGAAGCAGACCAGCUUUGGCAGCACAAUCACGCGUUUCCAGGGCGACUGGCUAAGAAAGAUCAUCUCACCAGGAGGGUCGAGCGGUGCCAAGUUGCUCAAUAAGCCCCACCGGGCGACUGCAGAGCAGCUGCUGCGGUGGCUUUAUCAGGCGUCCUGGCCCGCAUUGAUACUUGCUACGUUGCUUGUGUUCAUUGCGACUGCCGUGCUGUUGGCAGUCACAUUGUACCCAUCAUGCCGCGCCUCGCCAAGCGAUGGUUUCGUGCGUGUGUUGUCGAUCGUCUUCUCGGCGCUCGGUGGCGGCGGCCAUGGCACCCUGGAUGAGGCGACACAUUGCAUCAUGAUUGUCGGGCUGCUCAACUUUGUGGCCCUCCUUCUGCAGGGCACGCUGUUCUCUGUGAUUGUGACCAAAGUCAUGAAUCCGAGCGUGAAGUUGCGAUUCUCAUCAAGGCUCGUGGUUAUCACACGUGGUGGCGAGCAGUACCUCUCCUUCCGACUGGUCCACCCGAACGGCGACUGCAUCACCAACCUCGAAGUGGAGACGUGGUGGGCCCACAGGGAAAAGACGCCUGAGGGCGAGAGCUUCGUCCAGCUGGACGAGGUGGUGUUUCCAGUGAACGGGUCGAUGUUGUUUUUGCCUCGCACGUUCACACACAAGAUUGACAAGGCUUCGCCAUUCUGGCCUUACCGAGAGGCGCUCUGCGAAGCGCACGGCCAGCUGAACGUGCACGUGAAAGGCACUGACCAGUAUCUGAACACCGACUUUUGUGACGCGUGGGUGUACAACGUGCCCGAUGUGGACCAUGUGGAGGGCACGCAAUACCACUGGGCCGACAUGUUCAUCGCUCUCCCCGACGGCACCACUGGUGCAGACCUCGCAAAGAUCGACGAGGUGGCGAUGGGGCCCGACCAUGAGGUUCAAGCGUCGGCCGCGGAGCGGUCCAUCGAGGUGCCACGUCUCCGGCAGCGUACUCCUGCGUAGUGGGUAGCAGCAUGGCCGCAUUUACGAUGGGGUGUGGCAACUACAGUCGGGGCCCUGAGGAAGGAACCCUUUCCGUUGGGGAGAGGCUCCGCGUUCCUUAAGUGUUUCGCAGCUUGCCUC